AUGGUGUUGACGAAGCGGUAUGAGUACUCCCCUCUGGAGGAGAUCUUUUUCCCCAAGCGGACUCCAAACGCGCAGUGUUACUCCGAUGAAGAUUUAUCCCUUGGAGACAAAGGAAAAAAGGGGAAGGGGAAACACACCCCCCUUCCGAAGCAGAAGAGGACUGAGAUGAGCGGAGUAAGGCACAAAAACGUCAGCCCCAACAUCAACCAGAUAAAAGACGAAUUGCUGCAACCGGAGCUGUCCCUAGAAUUGUGCCAACGGAAAAAAAAUUACUAUCUCAAUACCAGGCACGAAAGCCAUGUGCAGAGCUAUUUCUUUUUUUAUGACUACCGAAAGUGCUUCCUCAACAUGGAUGGGAAGAUGUUCAUCGACCGGAACCCCGUGCGAAUAUUGAACGACGGCACGAACCCAGACGAGAGGCUCAAGGAAGCCAUCCCCGUGCAGAAUUACAACUCCUUCGUCUACGCAUACGACAUAUAA
Molecule: messenger RNA, 480 nt
Organism: Plasmodium inui San Antonio 1
Lineage: Eukaryota; Apicomplexa; Aconoidasida; Haemosporida; Plasmodiidae
Exons: 2
Coding region: 1-480 (159 amino acids)
Source: RefSeq, a predicted model, not a curated record